Sesamum indicum (sesame) is the source of this 1363-nucleotide messenger RNA. Its product is annotated as DBH-like monooxygenase. NCBI's taxonomy places the organism in Eukaryota, Viridiplantae, Streptophyta, Magnoliopsida, Lamiales, Pedaliaceae. The record is from RefSeq and is a predicted model, not a curated record.
ACGUAAAUUGGUGUCUCUGCCAGAUUCUGGAGACAUCUCGAAAGACAAUGCAAGAAUCCACACUCACACCCUCCACUGUGUGCCUUUUUUAUUAAAGUAACUUCCCAGAAUUCUCCAUCUCUUUAUCCAUCCUUCUUCUCACCAUAAUUUCCCCACUUCAAUCUCUGAUUAUUACAGUAGCUGCGGGUUCUUGUUUGUUUGAAUUUUUGCCCCUUUUCUUACCAGUAUUGCAGCCGGCUAUAGGGGUUUGGUGAAGAUUUUUUUUUUUUUGAAAGAAACAAGGAGUGAUGGAGGGGUAUUUGCCGUUGAAGUUGAAGAGGAAGGACCUGGAAGACGUCAAUGAUGAUUUCUCCGAUUUUUCCCUCUCCUCUCCGGCCAGAAAAAUCCGACGGCUGGAUGCUGAGUUGCCGCCUAUAAUAGAGGAGGAGGAAUGUGAGAUUCCGUUUGAGCACUCCAUGCCCCAAGAGCAGGGAUUUGGUAGCAAUUCACCAGGCGGUCUGAAGAUUGAGGAACUACCGCCGGAGCCGAGUAAUGAAGAGAGGGCGAUUGUUCUUUUUAAGCCCAUGAACACCAGUCCGCUCCUGCAAUCUCCCUCCAAUUUCACUGUGUCUGUCAAUCCUCACCUCAUUUCGGGGUUCAAAAUCUGUGUAUGUUAUGUAGAUCAACUCCUGUGGUCAAGCCAAUCAAACUCUUGGAGACUAGCCGAUGACGAGGCAGUGGAGAACAAUAAAUCUGGUUCAAGUAACGGGUGUCUUGCUGUUGUUCCAUGGGUCCCAUCACAGUUCCCUUCUGCACCAGGAGCUGGAUUGCCUCCUGAAAUUGAUAGUCCUGAAAUGAUGGAUGCUCAAGAGGUGGAAGCAUCGAGGAUGGAUAUUGAAGAUGGUAAUGUCGACCAAAGGAAUGUCAAUGAUGCUGGUGGAAUAAAUGUAAGUGAAGGCUUCCAUCAAUGGCAGCAGCAGCAGCAGCACUGCCUGAUUCCACAGCCGCCCCACAACACGACAACUCCAAUUGUUUGGUACCGGUAAACAACCGUGAUUGGUUUGGCAAUCUUGUAAUUACGUGUAGUUAGAUUUUGGCUUGUAGGCGCUCCCCCUUCUCAGUUGUGUGGCGUAGUUCUAAGUAAUUCCGAAGUAUGUCGUAUGGGAAUUGUUGCUAGGGAUGUCAGUUGGCAUUUGCUUUAAGCUGAAGGCUUCUGGUGAUGGCUCCUCAGAAUGAGAAUCUUGUACAAGCAUCUGGUUUGUUGCUCAUGCUUCAGCUGUAAGGGAGUGCCUUAGAGAAAUGUUUUUCAGAUUUGGCUCUCAAAAAGCGCUUUUGAAGUAUUUGGGUCAAUGUAGCUUAUGCUUUUGAAACGGCUCAUAAAAGC